Messenger RNA from Saccharomyces paradoxus, 5607 nucleotides. It is a transcript of the gene UBR2, whose product is annotated as putative ubiquitin-protein ligase UBR2. The transcript has a single exon. Bases 1 to 5607 code for a protein of 1868 amino acids. NCBI's taxonomy places the organism in Eukaryota, Fungi, Ascomycota, Saccharomycetes, Saccharomycetales, Saccharomycetaceae. Gene Ontology annotation, molecular function: zinc ion binding; ubiquitin protein ligase activity. Gene Ontology annotation, biological process: protein ubiquitination; ubiquitin-dependent protein catabolic process via the N-end rule pathway. The record is from RefSeq and is a predicted model, not a curated record. Gene Ontology annotation, cellular component: cytoplasm; ubiquitin ligase complex.
AUGGAAAAUCCUGACCAGGCUAUAACUAAUAUAAGAGACUUUCUUACCGAGCUUCCUAAACUCGCGAAAUGCGAAUAUAGCGAGACCACUAGUUACUUACUAUGGAAAACUUUAAAUCUACGCCUUAAGAAUAAUGAUAACGAUAUAAACUGGCACUCUCUCGUUUCUAUACUCAAUUCUGAAGCAUGGACAAGCGAAAAGUACAGAGAUAUACUAAAUGGAACAAAGUGGAGAACGUUGGAGUUCGAGGAUGACCAUCGCUCUGUAGGUAACGUACAUAUCGGAACAGCGUGCACGCGUUUAUGCUUCCCCUCAGAGACAAUCUAUUACUGUUUCACAUGCUCCACGAAUCCGUUAUAUGAAAUCUGUGAGCUUUGUUUUGAUAAAGAAAAACACCUAAAUCAUUCGUAUGUUGCUAAAGUGGUAAUGCGCCCAGAGGGCAGAAUAUGCCAUUGUGGUGACCCCUUUGCCUUUAAUGACCCAAGCCGCGCAUUCAAAUGCAAGAACAAAUUGAAUAACAUUCCUAUUUCUAACAACAAUAGUAACGCAACCGAUGAUGAAAACGUAAUUUCCCUAUUGAAUUAUGUUCUGGAUUUUUUAAUUGAUGUAACCGUUUCUUAUAAGGAGGAGGCGGAAGCCCACUCAGGCGAGAGAAAAGAGUCUUCUUUAAUGCAUCCUAAUCAAAACACCACUACUGAUGAUAUAACGGAUAAACAAGAAUGUGAAUCGUUGGUCAAUGACGAAAAUUUUACUUUCUUUGACAACAAUUGGUCUAACACAGAGAAAGAAACUCAUGUGGAGUGGGCUCUCCAAAUCGAAGAAGAAGAAUGUAACGUACAUUACAUGGAUCUAGCAUCUAUAAUAACCAAAAUCUUAAAUACACCAGUUGAAUAUGCAAUAUCUAUAACGAAGGCUUUAGAAGAUUCUCAUGAUGUAGUAACUGUGCUCCAAGGUGAAAAUUUUUUUGAAAUGGAUCGAAUAGCUAAAGAGUUCCAAAAGGAAAACAUAAGAGUUCAUGUAAGGAAAGUGGACGAUAUAUUUAAGAGAAAGCUAACAGAUGAUUUAACAGAUUGGCUGUACUCAUUGUGCUUUAAAUCGACUAAAUCUUUGGAAAAUAAGUAUUCUCUUAGAAUUUCCAUGCUCGACGUUUGGUAUUCACAUUUUUCUAAAAUGAGAGUAUCUCCCUCAAAUACAAAUCCUGAUUUUUCCAAGAUUAACUUAUUAGGUGGGUUCUUAAUAUCUAACGAAGAUAGCGAUGAAUCAUGGUUCAAGCCUUGGUCAUUAGAGAACAUUGAAGACGAAAAAAUUUCAAAAAUACUCACUAAUUACAAUGAAAGGUUGACCAGGGCUCAUUCGCCGAACACAGUGAGCCAUUUUUACAAUUUUUAUGGGUCCAGAUUCCAAUAUAUCAUCAUCAACUCUAUUAACAUCCUCUCAAAAAAAUCUAAAUUCAAAAUGUUAAAAAUCAUAGCGUCGUUAUUCUCCGUAAGGGAUGAAAGCAGAAAGUUCCUUGCCGCUCAAUACAUCGAUGUUUAUCUUUCAGUUCUGUAUGAUGCAGUUGCAUCAGACGCUAAAGAGUGCCAGGUAACUCUUAUGAGUAUAUUAGGGCAAUACACUUUCCAAGACCCUAGCAUAGCAAAUAUGACUAUAAGAUCAGGAUUCAUUGAACGAACUAUUAGGUUCGCUUUUACUCUCAUGGCAUUCAAUCCAGAGGACUUGAUGUCAUAUUUGCCCAUCUCUCUAUACAAUGGCUUUAAAUUGCCUACUGAAACUAUACGAAAUCGAAGAACAAUCAUUUGCUUUAAAGACCUUUGUACGGUAAUGUCAGCGAACACUGUUCCAGAAGAAUUGCUCUCAAAUGACGCAAUAUUCAACGCAAUAAUCGAAUCCUUCUCUGAAUUCAGUAACGUGUUACCAUUGAAAAGGGAAACUAAAGAACACGUAGAGGUCGAAAAUUUUGAUUUUUCUGCAUUUUAUUUCUUUUUCUCAUCAAUACUGAUAAUGACAGAUGGAUACACACGUAGUAUAUCUUUGGUCAAAGACGCAGCCUUCCGUAAGCAAAUUGUCCUUAAACUACUACACGUCGCCCAGACCCGGGAAUUCGAAUCACUAACUAAUUCUAGAAAGGCUAUGUCAUCUGAUAACGCAUCAACCAAUGAAACUGAUGCGAAUAAAGCAACUUUGUCUACAGUUAGAGAGACGAUAUGCAAUUAUGUCGCAGAAACCAUUAAUUUCCAAGUGGGUGUAAGUACACAGUAUUUUUUUAAUCCAAUGUCGUAUCUGUUCAAAUUUGUUAUUCAAUGGAGUCAAUGUGGUAGAUAUGAGCCAAUUCCUGCGCCUUUAACAAACUACAUUAAUCUCUUCGAGGUUUUCCAAGAUAAGCAGAAGGCUUUACAUAUAUCAGAAUCUGCUUUGUCAACACUGGUCCUAAUUGGGCAAAUAAAUGUCGGUUUUUGGGUAAGAAAUGGGACCCCAAUUACUCAUCAGGCUCGGAUGUACACAAAAUACAGUAUGAGAGAGUUUACUUAUAUUAGUGACAUUUUCAACGUCCAAUUUAGUAUGGCAAUGUGUAUUCCUGAUGAACUAAUGGUUACUUACCUUUCAAGAUGGGGAUUGAAACAUUGGGCAAAUGGUGUACCAAUGUAUGAUUAUCCUGAUACAGAAACCACUAUAGCUGUUGUCAAUGAAUGCAUUUUGUUGUUGAUUCAACUGCUUACGGAAGUGAGAUCAUUAGUCAUGAAAUCUUCAAAAGAAGGUUUUGAGAGAACGUUUAAAUCAGAAAUUAUCCAUGCCCUUUGUUUUGACACAUGCUCUUACGCGCAAAUCGUUAACUGCAUUCCAGAACAUAUCACUAAGCACCCUUCAUUUGACAUAUAUCUCGAGAAAUAUGCCAAUUACACCUCCCCAGUAAGUUUGACUGACAGUGGCGUUUUCUCAUUGAAAGAAAAAUAUAAAGACGAGAUUGACCCUUACUAUAUAGGGCUCUCCUCCAGUAGAAGGUACGAUGUAGAAAAGAAUAUUAGGCUGAAUAUGGCGAAUUUGAAGAAAAUGAAAUAUGAAGAUACUUUUGUACCAGCAAAAAAGGUUAAAGAUAUGUUGAAAAAUACUUUAUUUUCUGGACUUUAUUCAAUAUCAUCAGUAAACACUUUUGGAUUGUUUUUGAAGAAUACCCUAGAUCACAUUAUAAAGUACGAUUAUGAUAAUUUACUACCAAGAGUUGUUCAUUUAAUUCAUUUAUGUGUAGUUAAUAACUUAAACGAAUUUAUGGCGAUAUUGUGGCACGAAUACGCAAUUGUUGACACAGAAUUCUGCCAUUACCACAGUAUUGGUUCUAUCCUGUAUUAUUGUUUGUUGAAGGAUAAUUUUUCGGAAUCUCAUGGUAAAAUUAGGGAAAUUUUCAGGUAUUUAAUGGAAACAGCGCCUCAUGUAAAUGUAAACAGCUAUUUGAGGGAGCAAACCACGUCAUAUACACCAGGAAUAUUGUGGCCUCCGAAGGAAGAUAAGGGACACAAGGAUAAAGAGUUUGAAAGGAAGAAACACCUUGCCCGAUUGAGAAAGAAAAAAAUAAUGAAGAAGUUGGCUCAGCAACAACUGAAAUUUAUGGAAAACAAUAGUGUAGACACUUCUGAGAUUAGUACGCCCAGAACAACAUCACCUAGUUUAUCUCCUCCUAGAACAGAUGCAGAUAAUAGUAGUAAUACAACCAAUAGUUGUUGCGAUGAUGAUUGCGUAUUUUGCAAGAUGCCAAAGGAUGACGACGUAUUUGUUUACUUUUCAUACCAAGAACGGAACAUAUGUGAUCAUGGAAUUGACUUUACAAACCCUUCAGAUGUUAAUAGGAUAAAUUCGCUGUUCAGCGGUAAGCAAACAAAAGACAGUGCAGUUCAAGAAAAAAUUCAAGAUGAUGAUGGAACGAGAUUGAAACUAACUAGCUGCGAACCAGUUCUAAGAGCGUGCGGGCAUGGAUCACAUACUAAAUGUUUAAGUGGCCAUAUGAAGUCCAUUCGUGGAAUACAAAACCAAACUACAAAAAAUAUUCCAUUAUCGUAUGGUUCAGGAUUGAUAUAUUGUCCCGUAUGCAACUCUUUAAGUAAUUCGUUUCUACCGAAAGUAAAUGAUAUAGAUAAGAGAACUGCAAGUGAGUUUUUCAAGUGUAUUGAAAAGCAAAUGGAAGUGGAAGAAAAUCUUGACCCAAUGAGCCCUAUUUCUAUCAAGGCGGCGAUGAUUAUUGGUGAUCUUCAGGGUAAAAAAGUCACAACUAUCAAGGAUGCAUAUAAAGUUGUUAAUAGUGUUCUGGUUAAUACUAUUUCAAAUACAGAGCUUAGAUUAAGAUCGUACAAGGAAGAGGGAAAAAUAGUGAAUAUGGGAAGGAUUUCUAGUCAAUGCAUUUUGACCUUAAGAUUACUUUGUGAUCUGAAGUCAUUCCUUUAUAAAAAGUUUGUUCAGUCGAAAAAAUUUAGCAACGAAGUUUCUCGUAAAAUAUGGAAUUGGAAUCAGUUUCUAAUAGACGGUAAUAAUAUGGAUCUGCUCUUGUACAUGAGCCAAAGUUUUGAUAGUAUCGAUAAAGGAAAGAUCCUGGAACCACCUACCCUAUGUAUCUAUGAAAUGUUCAAAAGAAGGUUCCACCAACUACUGCUGUUGCUUGCAAGAGAUAUGAUGAGAGUAAAUUUUUACAAGGACUGUCGAAAUAAAAUCAAAAUAUCACCAAGCGGAUCUGAGGAAUCAUCCCCAAGCUUUUGUUACUUGUUUGGCAGUUUCAAAAAGUAUGUUGACCUCUUUAAACCAGAUGAUAUUCAGUUUGAUGUUGCAAGUUUAGAGAAAAUUAAAGGCUUUAUAUGCCUUUUAUUACUGGAGUCAUUGACCAUUUUUUGUAGAAAAACGUUUUUAUUAUUCAGCAUUCAAUAUGAUGACCAUAAUAUCAAUAACUGUCCUAAUCACUAUGGGAUAACUAAGCAGUACGAAAUAGAGCUUAUUUUCCAGUAUUUCAAGUUACCCAAUUUAACCCAUUUUUUAAAGGAUUUCUUCUACAACGAAUUGACUCAAAACAUCGAAAGGUAUAAUGAUGGUAAUGAUAAUUUAAGAAUCCAGCAAGUAAUAUAUGACAUGGUGCAGAACAUAAACACAAGAUCAUAUCCUUCACCAGAACAUAUCCAGCUUAUCAAACUGCCAUUGAACCUUUCCAAAUUUACCCUUGAUAAUGAUGAAAUAUCGAAUAAAUGUGAUAAAUACGAAAUCGGAGUAUGCUUGUUGUGCGGCCAAAAAUGCCAUAUUCAAAAGAGCAUAGCACUACAAGGUUACUUACAGGGGGAAUGCACUGAUCACAUGAGAAAUGAAUGCGAAAUCACCUCCUCCUACGGAGUUUUCUUAAUGACCACCACAAAUGCGAUAUAUCUGUCAUACGGCAAAAGAGGUACGUUUUACGCUGCACCUUAUCUAAGUAAAUACGGAGAGACCAACGAAGAUUACAAAUUCAGCACUCCCGUCUAUUUGAACCGGGCAAGAUACGCGAAUCUGGCGAAUGAGAUUGUUUUUGGCAACAUGAUUCCGCACAUAGUAUUCCGACUAACGGACGGCAAUGCAGAUCUUGGUGGGUGGGAGACUAUGUAG